This is a messenger RNA of Trichoderma citrinoviride, 1641 nucleotides long. RefSeq names its product MFS general substrate transporter. The coding region runs from base 1 to 1641 and encodes 546 amino acids. Gene Ontology annotation, molecular function: transmembrane transporter activity. Gene Ontology annotation, biological process: transmembrane transport. The record is from RefSeq and is a predicted model, not a curated record. NCBI's taxonomy places the organism in Eukaryota, Fungi, Ascomycota, Sordariomycetes, Hypocreales, Hypocreaceae. The transcript is spliced from 3 exons.
AUGACCUCCACCGAGAAGGCAUUAUCGCCAUCUUCCCACGAGAGCGAUGGCAUGUCCAGGCUGUCACCAUCGCUACCCGAUGAGAAAGCCAACAAAGCCGUGGCCGAGCCGACGGGCGUCUUUUAUCGAUCAAUGUCACAUGUGUCCGGACCAGACGUACUCGAGUCAGCCUCACCGCAGCCGCCGCCUCAGUCUUCUGGUCCCCAUACCGAAGCUGGAGAAGAAAUAUACGACCGCAUGUCGUCCCGCCGCAAGCAUGUCAUAGUAACUGUCUUGUCGUUUUGUGCUUUCUUAGCGCCCUUGUCAAGCACGAGCAUUCUAGCCGCCGUGCCCGAGGUUGCCAUAGCGUACCAUACAACAGGCUCCAUCAUCAACGUGAGCAACGCGGCAUACAUGGCGCUGAUGGGUGUCUCGCCGGUGGUAUGGGGGCCGAUGAGCCAGGUAUUCGGCAGGCGUCCUAUGACACUAUUAACGACGGUAUUGUUCUUCUUGCUGAGUGUAGCAACUGCUCUUGCUCCGAAUCUGGCAUCCUUCUUUAUAUUCAGAGCUCUCUCAGCCUUUGAAGGUACAGCGUUUGUCCUGCUGGGAGCGGCCUGCAUAGGAGAUAUAUAUCGGCCCACGGAACGAGCAACUGCUCUCGGGUGGUUCAUGUCUGGCACACUGAUCGGUCCUGCCCUUGGCCCUUGCAUAGGGGGCAUCUUGGUGACUUAUACAUCCUGGAGGUCCAUCUUCUGGCUGCAGACGGCGUUGGCUGGCACAGGUUCCCUCGGUGUCUUCUUCCUUGUGCCAGAGACUAUCCACCACAAGAAGAUCGACGACUUGGAAGGCCGCUCCAGGAAAGAAAAGGCCAAGGCUGUACUUCAUAUGACGAGCCCCAUUCGGGUGAUGCGGCUGUUCAGAUACUGGAAUCAGGUACUGGUCGCACUCGCCAGCUCAGCGCUUGUGUGGAACAUGUAUACCUUGCUCACACCGAUCCCGUACGUGUUGAACCCGCGGUUUCAUCUAGACUCACCGAUACUGUCAGGCCUCUUCUAUCUGGCCCCCGGGAGCGGCUACCUGGUGGGGACGUUCAUGGGAGGGAGAUGGGCAGACAGAACGGUCAGGAAAUGGAUAGAAAAACGCAACGGUGUGCGUGUUCCGGAGGAUCGCUUGCGGUCCGCGAUCCCGUUCAUGGCCUUCCUUGUGCCAAGCUGCAUCCUUGUGUAUGGAUGGGCCAUUGACAAGGCUGUGGGUGGCAUUCCUGUUCCAGUCAUCAUGCUCUUUUUGCAAGGUGUCGGGCAGCUCUUCUGCUUUCCUGCCCUCAACACCUACUGCUUGGACGUGAUGCCUGGACGCGGCGCAGAGGUGACGGCGGCGAACUACUUUGUUCGGUAUAUGGCAGGCUGCGUCGGCACAGCGAUAGUCCUUCCGGCCAUUGAGGGCAUCGGUGUUGGCUGGUUUGAGACUAUCUCUACUGGUCUGGUGCUGCUCUCGACACUCGGUGUCCUGGCUACCAUUCGAUGGGGCAAGGAUUGGAGGGAAACGGUUGAUGCGAAGAAGAAGUCGUCAGUCGAAAAGGACGCUGGUGAAAUGACAGACGUGGACCAUCGACAACGAGAGGGAGACGCCGCAUAUGGCGAGAAGCCUAGAGGAAAAGUCUGA